AUGACGCUCGAUAUAGGCAACGACCCGCUGCUAUGUAAAGUGUUCCCUGCCAGUCUACAAGGUCAGGCUCUCUCAUGGUUCCAUCGCCUACCUCCUAACUCUGUGGAUAAUUUCAGAGACCUUUCAGAAGCUUUCGUAGGACAAUACCUAUGCUUCGCUCGGCAUAAACAAAACAUUAGCACCCUGCAUAACAUAAAAAUGAAGGAUAAUGAAUCCUUGAGGGAAUUCGUGAAACGAUUUGGCCAAGCUGUCCUACAAGUGGAAGCUUGCAGCAUGGACGCCGUCCUACAGAUCUUCAAGCGAAGCAUCUGUCCAAGCACUCCAUUUUUUGAGUCACUAGCUAAAAAGCCUCCCAUGACGAUGGACGACUUGUUUCGACGUGCGAACAAAUACUCAAUGCUUGAAGAUGACGUACGGGCAGCCACCCAGCAAGUGUUGGUUGCCGGACAGCCGUCCAAGGGUAAUACAGAAGGAAGCGCCAAACUUCCGGACAGGCCAAGGCCAUCCGAUCGAAGGCAAGAAGGGCCAAGCCGCCCGGAAAUGCCACCCCUCACACCCCUCUCCAUAACUUAUGAGAAGCUUCUCCCUAUGAUCCAAAGCAUGUCCGACUUCAGGUGGCCCAGACCCCUCGGAUCGGAUCCAUCCAAAAGAGAUCAUAGCAAAAAAUGCGCUUACCACAAGGAGCAUGGCCACACAACGGAGACGUGCAGAAGCCUCCAAUAUCUGGUGGAAAGGCUUAUAAAGGCGGGACAUUUAAGGCAAUACCUCCGCUCAAAUGCCAGAGAUAAAGACGCCUCCCGGAGCCACGACUCUGGAGCCCCCGUGGUUCUAGUCGCCCCCAAAGCCGUCAUAAACUACAUUAAUGGAAGUCCGUCGGAUGAAGAGAUAAAUUCCAAACGAAAGAGGCAAAAAUUGUUACGAGAAGCAAUGGUGCGUGAGCGCGUCAACUCCAUCCGGCCUGGGAUAACCGGAGGAAGCCCUCGCCCCAUAGACGGGACAAUCACUUUUCCACCAGUAGACCCUACACGGAUAUUACAUCCGCACCGUGAUGCCCUCAUUCUAUCCUUGGGGAUAGACAAAUUCGACGUAAGACGCAUCUUAAUUGACCCAGGCAGCUCAGCCGAUCUGGUGCAAGCAUCAAUCAUAAGCCACAUGGGACACAACUUAGUCGGUCUCGAAAACCCUGGAAGGAUUUUGUCCGGAUUCAACGGGGCAUCAACUAUUUCCUUGGGAGACAUUGUGCUGUCAGUCCAAGCUGGACCAGUCACUCUCAACGUUCAAUUUUUGGUGGUACAAGAUCUAUCACCCUUCAAUGUUAUCUUGGGACGCGCAUGGCUGCACUGCAUGAAAGCCAUCCCCUCCACAUACCAUCAGAUGGUAAGCUUUCUUACUGAGGAUGGGCAAAUCAACCUGUACGGCAGCCAGCUAGCCGCUCGCCAAUGCUACCAGAUAGCAAGAGAACCAGGGACCAGUCAGGAAGACGAAUCUCUCCCUGAGUCCACUCCCACACUUGACCAAUAA
Vitis riparia (riverbank grape) is the source of this 1521-nucleotide messenger RNA. RefSeq lists its product as uncharacterized. The coding region runs from base 1 to 1521 and encodes 506 amino acids. Lineage: Eukaryota; Viridiplantae; Streptophyta; Magnoliopsida; Vitales; Vitaceae. The record is from RefSeq and is a predicted model, not a curated record. The transcript has a single exon.